AUGCAUCCCAAGUUGCCCCGCAGUCGACGUUUGGCCGCAAAAAGUGCGGGGCACGUGCAGCUCCACGACCUUUUUUUUCCUGCCCACACCCACCCCUGGACUUCCGGCGUCAUAACCAGGUCAACCCGUUGCUUUCCUUCGUUGGCCACGGCAUCAAUUCCACUAUUUAUUUGGCCCCAGCCCGUUUCUCUUCCCCUCGAGGCCCCCCGCAGACUGACUGCCUUCGACUACUACUCUUUCUCCUCCCCCUUCCUCUACGCCUCCAAUUCGCCCAAUCCGCCCAUCAUGCCCAUGCUCAAAGACCCUUCGGUCAAAUACAAGAAAUUCACCCCUCUGAAACUCGACGACCGCCAAUGGCCCUCCAAAACCAUCGACAAGCCGCCGCGCUGGCUGUCGACUGAUCUGCGCGACGGCAACCAGUCCCUCGUCGACCCCAUGGACAGCAACCAGAAAUGGGAGUACUUUCUCAAGCUCGUCCAGCUCGGAUACAAGGAAAUCGAGGUCUCCUUCCCGUCAGCCUCACAAACCGACUUUGACUUCACCCGUCGUCUGGUCGAAACCUCUGGCGUAGUCCCCGACGACGUUUGGCUGCAAGUCCUGUCACCCUGCCGCAAAGAGCUCAUCCGCCGCACCGUCGACUCCCUCAAGGGCGCCAAAAAAGCUAUCCUACACCUCUACCUCGCCACCAGCCCGUGCUUCCAGCAGAUUGUCUUCAACAUGAACAAUGCAGAGACAAAGGCCCUGGCUGUCGAGUGCACGCGCUACGCCCGCUCCAUCACCAAAGACGACCCAGAGCAGGCCGCCACCGAAUGGGCCUACGAGUUCUCUCCCGAGACCUUCUCCGACUCGAGUCCCGAAUUCGCCGUCGAGGUCUGCGAGGCCGUCAAGGCAGCCUGGGAACCCACCGUCGACAACCCAAUCAUCUUCAACCUCCCCGCGACGGUCGAAAUGAGCACACCCAACGUAUACGCCGACCAAAUCGAAUACUUCUGCCGCAACAUCUCGGAACGCGAGAAAAUCGCCGUCUCCCUCCACCCGCACAACGACCGCGGCUGCGCCGUGGCCGCUGCCGAACUCGCUCAAAUGGCAGGCGCAGACCGCGUCGAAGGCACCCUCUUUGGCAACGGCGAACGCACCGGCAACGUCGACCUCGUCACUCUAGCCCUGAACCUCUACACCCAAGGUAUCCACCCGCAAAUCGACUUCUCGGACCUCAAAUCCGUCAUCGACCUCGUCGAGUCGUGCAACAAAAUCCCCGUCCACCCGCGCGCCCCCUACGGCGGGCAGCUCGUCGUCUGCGCUUUCUCCGGCUCCCACCAAGACGCCAUCAAGAAGGGCUUCCAGACCCGCAAGCGCCUGGGCUAUACCUCGGAAUCCCCAUGGCAAGUACCAUACCUCCCCCUCGACCCCCAAGAUAUCGGCCGUACCUACGAAGCCAUUAUCCGCGUGAACUCGCAGAGCGGAAAGGGCGGCGUAGCAUGGAUCAUCCAACGGCAGCUGGACCUCGACCUCCCGCGCGGGCUCCAAGUCGCCUUCUCGCGCAUUGUGCAGCGCGAAACCGACAUGCUCGGCCGCGAGCUGCUCCCGACUGAAAUCACCAAACUCUUCGAAGAAGCAUACCACCUCAAGCGCAACCCGCGCUUCUCCCUCAUCGACUACGACAUCACCGCCGACCGCUCCAAGUCCCCCGCGCCCCCGGAACCGGGCAAAACCGCGUCGAACCGCUACCUCAAGCGUCUGUUCAAGGGCGUCAUCGAGAUCGACGGCAUCGAGCACGAAAUCGCGGGGACGGGCAACGGUGCCAUUUCCGCGCUCGCAGAUGCGCUCAAGAGGCUCGGCAUCGAUCUCGAUGUCGCGGAUUACAAGGAACACGCCAUGGGUGGCUCCGCAAACGUCCGCGCUGCCACGUACAUAGAAUGUACGGCUGCCGGGUCGAACCAGCGGGUCUGGGGCGUUGGGAUCCACGAGGAUGUUGUACAGGCUUCUCUCAUCGCGCUGCUGAGCGCCGCGAGCUCGUUCCUAUCAUCCCGCCCCUCAACACCCAUCCCGUUCCGUCCAAAACGCAGCAACACGCUCGACGUCCCCUCGCUCGAAUCAAGCCCGACCUCUGCGACGAACCCCGCGCAACCGCACGCGAAUGGCGAUAACAAAAACGCUGCUGGGCACGGCGACCAGAAAAAAAAAAGUCUUGUUGAACGUCUUGAGGAGAGUCUGGGUGUGAAUGGUGGUGCUGGUGGGAACUAA
Molecule: messenger RNA, 2244 nt
Organism: Periconia digitata
Lineage: Eukaryota; Fungi; Ascomycota; Dothideomycetes; Pleosporales; Periconiaceae
Source: the annotation of a GenBank genome assembly